CAACAAGCCCCGGGUCAACAACUUACGAAGAAAAAGGUCCGCCAAACUCGAGCCAAUAUGAACUUUUCCUCUCUUCGACAGACCACACCCACAUCCCCUUUCCACACACCUUCCAACUUUUGCCGAUCUCAACGUUAGCUUACGGGUUGAACCGUGCACUGCCCCUUUUAUCAGCGUCCUUCAACGAGUUCGCACCAACCGAGUUUUCUCGCUUAUACUCCCGAAUUAUUCCCCACUAGCUUGAACUAUGGCUCCCCGAACAGAAUCUAAGACCGCGUCUGAGAAGCCCGCAAAAAAGACCAAGUCGUCCGGUGGUGGAAGGAAAAAACUAAGCGCGUUCAAUAAAUUCAUGCAAACUGAGAUGGCUCGUCUGAAGGAGGAGGAACCCGACAUGUCCCACCAAGACAGGUUCAAAUUAGCAACGUCUAACUGGAAGACAGCAAAAGAAAAUCCCAGGGCUGCUGCCUGAUUCCCAUAUUACCUCAUCGCUACGAUCGAUUACUGCUUUGCGCUUUCCUCGUUCCUUUGGCCACCUGUUUACCUUGUUGCCCCUCGCUUCUGUCAUGCCAUAUCUACACAUUCGACUGUUGAGCUGUGCGUUCCUUGCCGAAUAUUAUUCAUAUCGCCUGUCAUUCUUUCUGUAGCCCUCAUUCCGCGAUUUUUCUGUUUGGGGUUUUCGCUGUCAUUCUGCUUAGUGUUGCUACUAAUUUCACCGUAUUCACGCCGCUAGUUGACUUUGCAUUGCAAUUAUUUUGUUGCUCUCA
Molecule: messenger RNA, 764 nt
Organism: Suillus clintonianus
Lineage: Eukaryota; Fungi; Basidiomycota; Agaricomycetes; Boletales; Suillaceae
Exons: 4
Coding region: 248-469 (73 amino acids)
Biological process (GO): multicellular organism development
Source: RefSeq, a predicted model, not a curated record